GUCCCGGGCUGUCCGUCAAGAGGGAGGGCAGGGCCCCGGGCCCCAGGACCCGCCCCUUCUCCGCUCCCUAAGGAGCGGCCGGUCGGGCCCCAGUGAGAGCUCGGCAACUUUUUUGCGGGCGGGGUCGUCCGGUGCAUGGGCAGAGGCGGCCCCCGGCCCCCUGCCCCGCCACCAUGGACGUCCUGCCCUUCGAUGACCCCUCUUCGCUGACCCCGCUGGACCCUUCGUCGCUGACCCCGUCCCUGACUCUCAGUGAAGCCGACGACAUCGACUCGGCGCUGCUCAGCGACAUCGACGAUAUGUUACAGCUGAUCAACAACCAGGACAGCGACUUCCCGGGACUCUUCGACUCGCCCUACGGGGGCCCCAGCACUGCCAUCCCGGAUGCCAGGCCUUCGGGAGGAGCGUCGCCCUCCCCCGGCUCCCUGGGCUCCCCCUUGGAUGGCUUCCUGGGUGGAGGCAAGGGGUCGUCCCCAGCCACGGUCGAGAUGUACCAGCCCCCGCCACCGUCACUCCAGGGCUUCCAGCCUCCUCAGCUGAUGUCCAGGCCGGCCCUCAGCCAGUCCCCGCCGGGGGUCAAGGAGGAGCCCAUGCAGCUGGCGAUUCUUCAGCAGGCCCAGCAGCUGCCCCCACCUCCGCAACAACUCCCGCAGCUGCAGCCCCCACCUCAGCAGCCCCCAGGCGUGCUCAUCACCCAGGGCUACGCGGCGACCCCGGCCCAGCCUCAGUUCGCGUCCCCGGCCCUGCUGAGCUACCAAGGCCAGAGCGGCGGCUUCGCGGCUGCCUCUGGGAGCCCGCAGCAGCCCCUGCCCAACCUGCCAGUCUCACCUCAGGGGGUCUCACCUCAGGGGGUCUCACCUCAGGGGGCCCCGCCCCCCGUCACCAUCCAGACGCAGGUCCAGCACAUCUCUCCCCAGCAGUUGCUGACGACCACCACCCCGGCACCCAGCCAGACCGUCACCUCCCAGAUUCAGCAGGUUCCAGUCCUCCUGCAGCCCCACUUCAUCAAGGCCGACUCCCUGCUGCUGACAGCCGUGAAGACCGACGUGGGCUCCGUGGGGUCGGGGGUGAAGACAUCUAGCAUCACGUCUCUGGCCACCUCGACGGCCGUCCAGUCGGCCCCCCUGCAGACCCUGGUGAGCGGAGGCACCAUUCUCGCCACGGUGCCACUGGUGGUGGAUGCCGACAAGCUGCCAAUCAACCGGCUGGCCGCCAGCGGGAAGACCCCCAUGACGCAGAGCAAGGGGGAGAAGCGGACGGCCCACAAUGCCAUCGAGAAGCGCUAUCGCUCCUCCAUCAACGACAAGAUUGUGGAGCUGAAGGACCUGGUGGUGGGCACGGAAGCCAAGCUGAACAAGUCAGCCAUCUUGAGGAAGGCCAUCGACUACAUCCGCUUCCUGCAGCAGACCAACCAGAAACUGAAGCAGGAGAACUUGUCGCUCAAGAUGGUGGCCCAGAAGAACAAAUCCCUCAAAGACUUGGUAUCUUGCGGAAGCGGCAGGAGCACGGAUGUGGCCAUGGAUGGUGGCAUCAAGCUGGAGAUGAUGGAUGCUCUGACGCCACCCCCCUCGGACGCGGGCUCCCCCUCCCACAGCAGCCCCCUCUCGCUAUGCAGCGGGGGAGGCGGCAGCAGCAGUGGCAGCGACUCCGAGCCUGAUAGCCCCCUCUUUGAAGACACGAAGAUGAAGCCGGAGCAGCUGGUUUCUCCCUUGGGCAUGCUGGACCGCUCACGCCUGGCCCUCUGCACCUUUGUCUUCCUGUGCCUCUCCUUCAAUCCGCUGGCUUCUCUGCUGGGUGGAGCCGGCCCCAGGGCCCCUGCCGCUGCUUCCCACCGGCCUGGCCGGAGCGUCCUGACCACCGACAACAGAGAUGUCUCAGGCUGGGGGCAGUGCCUCCUGCCCACCCUGCUCUUCUGGCUGCUCAACAUGCUGGUGGUCCUGGGCGCCUCCGUACGGCUCUUCAUCUACGGCGAGCCGGUCACCCGGCCUCACUCGGAGUCCUCGGUCCUCUUCUGGAGGCACCGCAAGCAGGCCGACCUGGACCUGGCCCGGGGGGACUUUGCCCAGGCGGCCCAGAACCUGUGGAUGGCCCUGAAGGCUCUGGGCCGGCCCCUCCCCACCUCCCACCUGGACCUGGUCUGCAGCCUCCUCUGGAACCUCAUCCGUCACGUGCUGCAGCGCCUCUGGGUGGGCCGCUGGCUGGCCGGCCGGGCUGGGGGCUUCCGGCGGGACCGCGAGCUGAAGGCCCACGUGCGCACCAGCUGCCGGGACGCUGCCCUGGUCUACCACAAGCUGCACCAGCUGCAGAUGACGGGGAAGCACACCGGCGGACACCUCUCUGCCGUCAGCCUGGCCCUGAGCGCCGUCAACCUGGCGGAGUGCGCCGGGGGCGCCGUCUCCGUGGCGACGCUGGCCGAGGUCUACGUGGCAGCCGCCCUGCGCAUCAAGACCAGCCUCCCCCGCGGCCUCCACUUCCUGGCGCGCUUCUUCCUGAGCAGCGCCCGGCAGGUGUGCCUGGCCCAGAGCGGCUCCGUGCCCCCGGCCCUGCAGUGGCUCUGCCACCCUGUGGGCCACCGCUUCUUUGUGGACGGCGACUGGUCGGUGAGGGCCGUCCUGAAGGAGAGCCUCUACAGCUCCGCCGGAAGCCCAGUGGACCCCCUCGCUCAGGUGACCCAGCUGUUCCGAGAGCACCUCCUGGAGCGAGCUCUGGGCUGCGUGGCUCAGCCCAAGCAGACCGUAGACACGGCCGACGGCCACAGGGAGUUCUCGGAUGCCCUGGAAUACCUCCAGUUGCUGAACGGCUGCUCGGACGCCAUCGGGGCCCCCGACCACAGCCUCUCCAUCGGCCCCAGCUCCUCUGCCGGUGCCGACCAGGUGGCCAAGUGGUGGGCGUCGCUGGUCACCGUGGUGAUCCACUGGCUGCAGCGGGACGAGGAGGCGGCCGGACGGCUCUACUCCCUGGUGGAGCACAUGCCCAAGACCCUGCAGGCUUCCGAGAAACCCCUGCCGUGGGCAGCGCUGCACUCCUUCCGAGCCGUGCGGGCCCUUCUGGCCAAGGACGGCGGCCCCGCCAGCCUGGCGCACUGUGACAAGGCCAGCGGCUACCUGCGCGAAAGCCUCACCGUGGCCACCUCUCCAGCCCACAGCCACAUCGACAAGGCGGUCCAGCUCCUCCUCUGCGACCUGCUGCUGGUGACCAGGACCAGCCUGUGGCGACAGCCAGCAGCCGCCGCCGCCGCCCGGGGGGCCGCCCCUGGGCUUCGGGCACCUGGCCUCGCCCCUGGAGCUGCGGUGGCUUCCAGCAGGACCUGAGCAGCCUUACGGCGCCUAGCCCAGUCCUUCCGGCCGGCCAUGCGCAGGGUGUUUGUGCACGAAGCCACGGCCAGGUUGAUGGCCGGCGCCAGCCCCACCCGCACCCACCAGCUCUUGGAUCGCAGCCUGCGCAGGAG
Molecule: messenger RNA, 3448 nt
Organism: Ornithorhynchus anatinus (platypus)
Lineage: Eukaryota; Metazoa; Chordata; Mammalia; Monotremata; Ornithorhynchidae
Gene: SREBF1
Product: sterol regulatory element binding transcription factor 1
Exons: 18
Coding region: 174-3311 (1045 amino acids)
Biological process (GO): regulation of transcription by RNA polymerase II
Cellular component (GO): nucleus
Molecular function (GO): protein dimerization activity; RNA polymerase II cis-regulatory region sequence-specific DNA binding; DNA-binding transcription factor activity, RNA polymerase II-specific
Source: RefSeq, a predicted model, not a curated record